Kwoniella shivajii is the source of this 1215-nucleotide messenger RNA. RefSeq lists its product as uncharacterized. The transcript has 11 exons. The coding region runs from base 1 to 1215 and encodes 404 amino acids. Lineage: Eukaryota; Fungi; Basidiomycota; Tremellomycetes; Tremellales; Cryptococcaceae. The record is from RefSeq and is a predicted model, not a curated record.
AUGCCACGAACAGCUCUCCAUGCUUCUGGAAAGGAUUACACUCCUUCAUCCGGAGAGGAGCGAAAAAAUUUCAUGACGAUCUUCGCUCCUGCUCCUGAGCCAAAGACUGAAUUAGGAAGAUACAAGAUUCUUUCUCCAAAUGCAGGUGUACGAGUCUCACCACUAUGUCUCGGAGCCAUGUCAAUUGGUGAUCAGUGGAAAGGAUUCAUGGGCGGUGGAUUAGAUUAUGAUAAAGCUGAAGAAUUCUUGGAUUAUUUCUAUCAAGCAGGUGGAAAUUUCAUUGAUACAGCUUGCAAUUAUCAAGAUGAACAAUCCGAAACUAUCAUCGGAGAAUGGAUGGAGAAGAGAGGUAUAAGAGAUGAGAUUGUAGUUGCGACGAAAUAUACCACAUACGGACUCGAUCGAAAAGAAGGUAGAUUCCAAGGUAUCGCAGCGAAUUAUGUCGGAAAUUCCAAAAAGAAUCUUAGACUUACCGUUGAAUCUUCUCUUAAGAAACUCAGAACCGAUUAUAUCGAUUUACUUUAUGUUCAUUGGUGGGAUUACUCAACCUCAAUUCCCGAGAUCAUGCAAUCUCUAAAUGAUUUGGUAAAAUCUGGGAAAGUAUUAUACCUCGGAGUUUCCGAUACCCCUGCUUGGGUCGUCUCACAAGCGAAUGAAUAUGCUAGACAAAAUGGUUUGGCUCAAUUUGCUGUCUACCAAGGAGCAUGGAGUUUAGCCCAAAGAGAUCUAGAAAGAGAUAUUAUCCCCAUGGCUAGAACCAAUGGAAUGAGUAUCGCGCCCUGGAACUGUCUCGGAGGAGGUAAAUUCAAAACUCCAGAAGAGAUUGAAGAACGUAAGAAAGCAGGCACUCUAAGAGCUGGAAUGGAACCUACUCCAAACCAAGUCAAAGCUGCUCAAGCAUUAAAAGAAGUGGCUGAUGAAUUGGGUGGUGAUCUUAAAUUACCCAAUAUCGCUCUCGCUUGGGCACGACAAUCAGUAGCGGAUUGUUUCCCACUUAUUGGUGGUACUAACAUUGAGAAUCUGAAAUCCAACAUCGAUUCACUCAAAAUCACUUUAUCUUCUGAACAAAUGGAAAAAUUGGAUAAAGCAGUCGAUUUCGAUUGGGGUUUCCCUCAUGAUUUCGUUGGUAGAGAUCCUCAUUACCUUCCAGGCGGUGUUCCACAGAAUCCUUUAUUGGCUAAUGCCGCACAUCAUCAAUACACUGUCUUGCAUUGA